This is a messenger RNA of Ricinus communis (castor bean), 1420 nucleotides long. RefSeq names its product 50S ribosomal protein L19, chloroplastic. Gene Ontology annotation, molecular function: structural constituent of ribosome. Gene Ontology annotation, cellular component: ribosome. The record is from RefSeq and is a predicted model, not a curated record. Lineage: Eukaryota; Viridiplantae; Streptophyta; Magnoliopsida; Malpighiales; Euphorbiaceae. Bases 824 to 1270 code for a protein of 148 amino acids. The transcript has 4 exons. Gene Ontology annotation, biological process: translation.
UUAUUCAGAAAUUUAAAAGAAAGUUAUAUUCCAAAACUAAUUUCAUUUCUUUUCUAUGAUAAGCUAAAUUAAAAAUUCAAAAUGAAAGGGACUUCUUUUUAUUUUCUUUAAAAGAAAAAAAGAUCACGCAGGUGUCUAUGGGCGGCUCAAGCCUUUUGGGUACGAGUCCGAAAACUUUGGUAAAGACAAUUUUGGCCCAUAACCAAAGCUUCAACAGUGAACCCUGUUUCACUCAGUAGUUUUAAGUAAACAAUCAAAGGGUUUUCGAUCUGUGACUGAAGAAAAAAAAAAAAACAAAGGGUCACCAUCUUUAGUACUCAAAAUUGUUAGAAGCUUCGAACUAUUGCAAUCAAGCAGAGCUCUGAAAUCUCCAAAACUUUGGAAUUUGAGUUUCAUUUUAGAAAAAGAAAUGCAGUCUUUUUGCCGAAGUUUAAGCUUUCCUUAAUAUAUGAAUCGAUCUUUUGUGUUAAAUAAUUUUUGAUGGCUUAUGACUAUCUAUGGAAUUAAUUUUUUCCUGGGGAUAUUCUACUUUGGGAUGUGAUAAUUGAAAGUUUUGUGAGGGAUAUAAAAUAUUUAACCUUACUCUUUGCACCAUAUUGUAAUUGAAGUGAGAGAUUACUUUGUUUAUGAUGAUUGUAUAUGUUACGCACUCAGAGUAUGAAGUUUUUUUGGUGAUGUUCUGAAUAUUUUAGAAUAGUUUCUUAAAUGAAACAAAAUUGAAAUUCUUUGGCAGACAAAAUUUGGUACCCAAACGGAGGCAUUGACAUUGUCCAAGGGCAAUGGCUCAAGUGCUGGGCUCAGUUUUUCUUUUCCCAUUAGGAAUAUGAUAACAACAGGAAAUUCUACGAAGUUGCCUUCCACAGUUUCGUCAGUGCCCACCACAGAUGCAGCCCCCAAAAUCAAGUUUAAGAGACUCGAUAAAACUGCCAGGCACAUAAUGCAGAUUCUAGACAAAGAGUCAGUUCAGGAAGUAAAGGCACAGAAGGAGAUGCCUGAUAUAAGGCCUGGGUAUAUUGUGCAACUCAAAGUGGAAGUUCCUGAGAAUAAGAGACGUGUAUCAAUUGUGAAAGGCAUUGUUAUAGCAAGACGUAAUGCUGGGCUGAAUACUACAUUUAGAUUAAGGAGGCUAGUGGCAGGGGUUGGAGUCGAGUCUCUGUUCCCACUGUACUCACCUAACAUUAAGGAAAUAAGGGUGCUGGACAAGAAGAAAGUGAGGAGGGCCAAGCUUUACUAUCUCAGAGACAAGAUGAAUGCACUUAAGAAGCAGUAGUAUCAAGUUUCAUAGCUAGUGGGAUCUUGAUUAUCGUUUCCUUGAGAAAGAUAGUGGGAUUGGAUCAUGCUGCUGGGAACUAUUUGCACUCCUUUUUACCUUGUACAUUAUUCAUACAGGUUUAGUUCCUUUCUUCUUCUUUUUUUUUUU